AUGAGUGAUCCAUCGGUCAAUGAGGAAACUAUUCUUUAUUUAAAUAAGACUAUUGAUAAAAUAAAAAACCAGAAAUGGAAACCAGUUAUCAAAGAGUAUAUAAGCUUUGUCAUUGAACAAAGUAAGAAUCUUUCAUGGAGUGAGUUUGAGUAUUGUGUUGUAUUACCAUUUAAAAUGAUGAAGGAUGAACAGAUUUCUGUAUUUAUGAAAUUUCCUAAAAUUAGAGAUAGUGCCCAAGUGAUGAAUUUCAUAAAAACCCAAAGUGAUUCUAAUCAAAAAAUAUAUGAAAAGAAAGUUUUAUUUCUUCCUUUAUCCUGCCCUAAAUAUAUCAUUAAAGAAGUUAUAAAAGAUUAUUUCUUUUCUCGAGAAUGGGACGUUCUUCUUGAUAAAAUUGUUGUUGACCAAUUACCUUCUCCAAAGUGUCUUCAAAUUAUUAAAAAACUACAACAACACUAUUUGUUUCAUGACUGUGUAUUACCGAAUCAAGUUACUUUAACACAACAAAUUAUUCAGCAACACACAUCUUUGCAGACUGCUAUUUCGAAAUUAUUUACACAAAACUCAAGAGGGUUAAUUGGAAUGUUUGAGUUUCAAAGGAAAGAAAGUCAAAAAGAAUAUAACAUCCCUGUCACUACUAACACUGAAAACUCUCAACUUUUAAAAAGAGAAAGAAGGCUUUCUUUCAUUAGAAUGGACUACGACAUAGUUUCUAAAGGACUUGAAUCAAAAGACAUUAUUAACAAAGAUAGUCCUAAUAGUACUAAAACCUUUAAUAGAAACCAGUUGUUAGAUGAAAGAAAUGAAAAUGAAUUAUUAACACCAUCCUUUAUUCCAUCAAGAAUAAUUAAAGAAAAUGACCCAAAUAAUGGACAUGAACCAUUAAAAAUCUUUAAACGAAACACUCAAAACUCUUCUUACAUAAUGGACUCCUCCUAUCUACAUAAAAAAAUAAGAUUACUAAACACUCCUUUAGUAGAUGACUUUGACUUUCAAAGAUUUUAUAAAGCCCAAACUAAUUACUCAACUCCGGAACAAACAAGCCGGUUUCAUCGUAUUGACAGUUUACUAAAAGCUAAAAAAACACAAAAAGAAGAGUUAUUGAACAUGGAAGAAGUUAUUGAUACGUUAUCCUUUGAAAAGCUUCCAUUAUGUUCAAUUUUUCAUUGA
This is a messenger RNA of Entamoeba nuttalli P19, 1167 nucleotides long. RefSeq lists its product as hypothetical. The transcript has a single exon. The coding region runs from base 1 to 1167 and encodes 388 amino acids. The record is from RefSeq and is a predicted model, not a curated record. Lineage: Eukaryota; Evosea; Mastigamoebida; Endamoebidae.